GGGAAGUCCAGCCCACGCGUAACAGCAGCCCCAUAGUAGUAGAGACGCGGUGUAGCAAAGAUUGGGGAGUGUAGCGGACGCAGUAGGCCGCAGCAUUCACUCUGCCGCCGCCAUUAUUAUUAUUAUUGCACCAACAAGUUCAACUUUCUUGCUAACCGACUCGGCCAGUUUGGGCUUGGCGUCUUCGAACUGCGAGUUCAUCGUUUGACUUCGUUCACCCCAGCGCCCGUCUUCCAUCUGGAAUCUCGCACCAUUAUUUCCAAUUCACCACAUCGACACUCUUUACUGCUCCUGCUCCAGGAAUAGUGUUCUACUACCCUCCUCUGACCGCCACACCCACACUCACACUCACAUCCACCCUUGGCAGCUCUUCGUCAGCUCAGUCGCGAACAUGGGUCUCACAUUCUCGAAGCUUUUUGACAGACUAUGGGGGAAGAAGGAGAUGAGAAUUCUGAUGGUUGGUCUUGACGCGGCCGGAAAGACCACCAUUCUGUACAAGCUCAAGCUCGGUGAAAUUGUCACCACCAUUCCAACAAUCGGCUUCAACGUUGAAACGGUCGAAUACAAGAACAUUCAGUUCACAGUGUGGGAUGUUGGUGGUCAAGACAAGAUUCGACCUCUGUGGAGGCAUUACUUCCAGAACACCCAAGGUAUCAUCUUCGUGGUCGAUUCCAACGACAGAGAUCGUAUUGUCGAGGCACGUGAAGAGCUCCAGCGCAUGCUGAACGAGGAUGAGCUGCGUGAUGCGCUCCUGUUGGUCUUCGCCAACAAGCAAGACCUUCCUAACGCCAUGAAUGCCGCCGAAAUCACCGACAAACUUGGUCUUCACAGUCUCCGCCAACGUGCCUGGUACAUCCAAUCCACUUGCGCUACCUCCGGUGACGGUCUGUACGAGGGUCUCGAAUGGUUGAGCAACUCUCUCCGCAAAGCCGGCCACAACUGAUUGCUUGUUGCUGUUACUUUUUGGGGAGCGCAACUGUUAGCCGUGGCUUCAAUGACAUAGACAGUCAUUUCUCCCAAUCAGAUCUGUCAUGUCUCUUCCGCAAGAAAAAGUUCCUGCAAGACCUGCAGUGGUGCUCAGGAUUCAUCGUCCAGAAUACCGACACUGCAGCCAGCUUGCUCAAAUUGAAAAUGGCCCCAUCACGCAUAUGAAUGAUCUGCCUAUGUUCUGGUCUGUUACAGAGGUCUUUCACAUUGGGGGAGUUCGUUCGAUAGUUUUUGCGCGAUUGCUGGCAUGCCUUGGCUUCGGGCGGCAGAAUCCGGCACUCUGCAGGACCGUGGCACAGGUCGUGAGCAGUCAAUAGAAUUCAUUUUGCAAUCCA
This is a messenger RNA of Exophiala dermatitidis NIH/UT8656, 1322 nucleotides long. RefSeq names its product ADP-ribosylation factor. Gene Ontology annotation, biological process: vesicle-mediated transport; intracellular protein transport. The record is from RefSeq and is a predicted model, not a curated record. The coding region runs from base 392 to 943 and encodes 183 amino acids. The transcript is spliced from 6 exons. Gene Ontology annotation, molecular function: GTPase activity; GTP binding. NCBI's taxonomy places the organism in Eukaryota, Fungi, Ascomycota, Eurotiomycetes, Chaetothyriales, Herpotrichiellaceae. Gene Ontology annotation, cellular component: plasma membrane; cytoplasm.